Messenger RNA from Poecilia reticulata (guppy), 1001 nucleotides. It is a transcript of the gene timcc, whose product is annotated as TIM double twin CX3C motif chaperone. Lineage: Eukaryota; Metazoa; Chordata; Actinopteri; Cyprinodontiformes; Poeciliidae. Gene Ontology annotation, cellular component: cytoplasm. The record is from RefSeq and is a predicted model, not a curated record.
UCCAUCGAAGAAACGGAAGAAAGUCGGAAAUGACCCAAUCAUCUCUAAUCUUGGACCAUGCUUGAAUGGAGGUGACCUUAGUUGUUAUCAAAUUGUGAAGAAAGUUGUGCGGCGCAGUUGGACUUCCGGUCUCGGUUGAAUGAGAAACUUGUUCUGAGUGUUUUUUAAAGGAGCAGAGAGGCCUGGAGAGAUGGCAGAGGCACACCAGACACGCGUGCAGAAGGUGGUGGAAGAAAUGGUCCAAUCUCUAGAGAGGGACAACAUCCGAAACAUGCAGGGACGCAUGUUCAAAUGCAGCGCGGACUGCUGCGGCCGCCCCUCUGACUCCAUGAAUCAGGUGCAUCAGUGUAUUGAGAGGUGUCACACUCCUUUGGCCCAGGCUCAGGGACUGGUCACCUCAGAGCUGGAGAAGUUUCAGGACCGUCUGACCAGAUGCACGAUGCACUGCAACGACAAGGCGAAGGACCUGUUCGACUCGGGAUCGAAGGAGCCGGCCGUCCGAUCGCUCAUGGACCGCUGUGUGGGCAGCUGCGUGGAUGACCACAUCAACCUGGUCCCUAGCAUGACCCGGAGGCUGAAGGAGAGCCUGGACUCUAUACCGCAGUGAGGAGCAAGUAGUCUGGACCUGGUAGACGCCAGGUUAGUGACCUGAGGAUUUCAGGCCAACCACAAAAGAUCAGUUCAAAGACUUUGAUAGUUAUUGUGAGAUUUGUUACUAGAGCUUAAAGAUAGUGAUUUAUCUAAAUUCAGAAAUCAAAUGUCAUGUUACCAUGUGUAAACAAUGCAGUGAUGGUAGAUUUAUUUGAAACAGAUCUGACGUUUAACUUUAAUAGAGCAAUCCCUCAUGUGCAUCUCUUGAUGGAUUUUAUACGCAGCUCUUCCUGGUCCUGCUACUCGAACUGUUUUGUUUUAUUUUGUCUCAAUUAGUUCUCCAGUUUUUUGUGAUGGUGCCUACCUCCACUGCUGUGUAUAUGUGUGGAAUAAAAUAACAAUCAAGGUAA